AUGGCUGAGGAUUGUGAUGAUAGUGAAGGAAAAGAAAUCGCGCGACGGCGAAGAAGAGAGGAGACGAGGGACCGGGAUGGUCGAGGAAAUCGACUGUCCUCUAAUGAUUGGCCUUCGAGAGUAUCUCGAAAAAAUGGAGAACCACAUAGCAGAUUGCAGGGUGACGCUUCCGUACGUGGGGCUAUGGAGAAAUCGGUCAAAGCCUACGACAUGGGCCUUGUCGCAAAGCUCAAUGGGGGAGCUAAAUCAGAACCUUCAAAUCGAAAUUACUUUACUCAGCCACAAAACUAUCGACCUUUAUCAUAUACUACCCCCACCCCCGAAGAGUUUCCGCCAUCCCCUCUAGGUCUCUGGCGUUCAUCCAAAGAAUUUAUUAAGAGCCGAACCUCGAACCCAAUACCAAUACCUAGUCCGGGAUCUCAAACUCCAAUUGAAAGAUGGGCUCAAGCAGAUGGCAUCCCACCACCAUUGGGACUGGCAGAACCGGUACCAGGGCAGCCGUCUUUUUCACCGGCGUUUACUGAAAUCCGUAAUUCCGGGGAUAAUGCAAGCGUUUCAUCGUAUGUCACAGAUAAUGAUGCACAUUCUAAUGGAGAUGCUCGAAUGCGUCGGUCAAUGAGUGCAUCACUAUUGGGACAAGGUUUUGAUGAUUCAGGUAUUGCUAGUUCGAUGCAGUCUAGAAAUAGCUGCGACCCAUACGAAGAUAGUGAUUACCAAAUGGAUGAGGCGCCAUAUCAUCAUGUGUAUCAAAUGAAGCGGCUUACGAUCCAAGAUGCACGCACACCUCCAAAGUCUAACUCAUACCCCAGCCAAGUUAAUCACCAGCGAGUUGGCUCAAAGCGAAGAGCUUCAUCUCCCCCGAAUGAAGAUACCAUGAAUUCGGAGCCGACAAGGAAAGGGGUCCUAUUGGAAAGUGUUGGGAGUGAAAUCUACGAUCGUAGUCGAAGAACAUCACCCAUACAUCAAGGUGGAGCACGAAAUUCCCCUGGUGGACCUUCUAAGUGUCGUGCGUCUUCUGGGAUUUUUAGUUCGCAAGUUCCUAGAUCUGCAUCCGGAUCUUUUGCUUCCGCAGCUGCAUCUUCUCUAACGUGGUCCUCAUCAGUCGGUCUAUCUUCAUUAGCCAGCAGUAUUACUACUGUAGACAGGGGAACACCAGCCACCUCUUAUACACCCUCGAUUGACAUGGAGAUUAUAGACGCACCAUUCCGUCAAUCUCAGAUAACACUAGCUGCAAAUAGACCAAAUAAUAGGCAGCGCACUGGAUCUGAAACAACAAUUACGGCUACAGGGGCUGAGAAGGAUACUGUUGCUGUGAAACAUCUCUCGGCACCUAAAAUGGCUGGCGCGUUCAUCUGCGAAUGUUGUCCCAAGAAGCCUAAAAAAUUCGAGACAUACGAGGAUCUGCAGUUGCACGAAACAGAGAAGCAGUAUAGCUGUCAAUACUGCAGCAAUCGCUUUAAAAACAAAAAUGAGGCAGAGCGACAUCAAAAUUCUCUUCAUUUGAGGAAACACUCUUGGUCCUGUGCAGCGCUUUGCGGCUAUGAAGCUGCCUUUCACCAGUCACCACAAAGACCGAAUGCAGAAAUUUGUGGUUACUGUGGAAAAGAAUUCCCAUCGCCCCCACAAUGGGAUGCCCGAGUUGAACAUUUGACGACGGAGCACAAGUUUGGAGAGUGCAAUCAAUCUAAGAAAUUCUAUCGUGCCGACCACUUUAGACAACACUUGAAGCAUAGUCACAGUGGAACAAGCGGGAAAUGGACAAAUGUCCUGGAGAAUGCUUGUAUGAGGGAUGAGAUUCCACCGGCUACAGGGAGCCUUGGUUUAGGAACUUGCGCGACCUCGGCCAUAUCCGAAGAGGGUUCGGACUAG
Messenger RNA from Morchella importuna, 1869 nucleotides. RefSeq lists its product as uncharacterized. The transcript has 3 exons. Bases 1 to 1869 code for a protein of 622 amino acids. NCBI's taxonomy places the organism in Eukaryota, Fungi, Ascomycota, Pezizomycetes, Pezizales, Morchellaceae. The record is from RefSeq and is a predicted model, not a curated record.